Molecule: messenger RNA, 1763 nt
Organism: Osmerus eperlanus (European smelt)
Lineage: Eukaryota; Metazoa; Chordata; Actinopteri; Osmeriformes; Osmeridae
Product: complexin-3-like
Exons: 3
Coding region: 271-807 (178 amino acids)
Biological process (GO): neurotransmitter transport
Molecular function (GO): syntaxin binding
Source: RefSeq, a predicted model, not a curated record
CGUCUGUGUCCUUGUCCUUCCAGGUCUCCACCCCUGAGUCACUACAGACAAACAACCCAGCAGUCUGCAAGUCAACAAACAAGUGUGUGUUUGUUUCACAAGAUCAUCCGCGGGAAGAACUUCAUCCACAGGAAAUCAACAAAGCCGUGUACCCUGGGAUGCUACUGAGGGUAAAAUAACACUUGGAAAACAGACCUCAGGUCCGACGGGGGGGGGGGGGGGGGGUGAAUCUGCUAGCUGACACACACGCUCACACUGGGACAACCCAUCAUGAGCUCUGUGGUGAAGAAAUCUCUGAAGGUUCCCAUCAAGAUGCUGACCGGCUGUGUGUCAGGGGUGAAGGAGGGAAUGACGUGGUCCAGCAGGGUGAAGAGGAGCAGGUUAGGAGGAGGAGGAGGACGCAGGAGCAGGGGAGGGGGCCAGAGUGUCCCCUCUCGGUCGGGCCUCACCUGGGAACCUCCGUGUCCCUACCUGGCUGACAUGGAAAAGGAGAGGCGACUCAGAGAGGUGCUGAACGCUCAGAAGAACGCAGAGAGAGCUGCAAUGAGGGCUCACUUCAGGAAAAAAUACCAACUCUCAAAGAACUGUAAGGACGCCAGCCACAGGAGAGCAGUUGGAGGGAAGCUUGUGCUCCCCCCACAGCUAGCCAACAUGGUACAUCCCAAGACCAAGACCAAGGACAAAGGCUCCAGCCUGCUCAGCGCGUUCCAAGGUCUGAGGUUCAACGGGGGGGUGGUCACAGGGGGCAAGCCUAGCAAGACACCCACCUCGAAACCAGCCAGUCCAGAAUCCUGCAAAGUCAUGUGAUCGGGGCGCGAUUUUAAUCAUCAUACUUCAUCCUUUAAAAUUCAUUAUUUUUCUGUGUCUUACUUGUAUCUGAAUCUCUUCUGAUGCCUCCACCAUUGGGUGUGUCGUGUGUGGUGUGUCGUGUGUGGUGUGUGGUGUGUAGUGUGUAGUGUGUAGUGUGUAGUGUGUAGUGUGUAGUGUGUUCAGACGCAGGGUGUGUCGGCUGACAGGUCCUGAAGUGGUGCAUCACAUGACACACCAUAGCUGAGCAGCUUCUACAGGGAAGGAGUGUUCAGAAUAAACGAGACUUAAGAGAUCCACAUUUGUGCCCGUUUGUCUCCCUAGCCCUUUGUCUCUUCCUGAUUGGCCGAGCACAGAUCUGUCUCUUCCUGAUUGGCCGAGCACAGAUCUACCUCUUCCUGAUUGGCCGAAUACAGAUCUGUCUCUUCCUGAUUGGCCGAACACAGAUCUGUCUCUUCCUGAUUGGCCGAACACAGAUCUGUGAGGAUGACAAGGGGUGGAUGGUGUCAUGUUGUGAUAAUGUCUCUCGUAGUGGAACACUCUCGUAGUCACUGUUAGGACUGUACUGUACUGUACUGGACCUACCAGACCGAACCAGUGGGUCACCCUGUUCCUCUCAGGACUACGUCUGCCUGGUGAGGGGGUCACCCACACACAGGAAGGAAUCUCAGGGUGUUGCACUGACGUGAAAAUGUGGGACAUGAUAGCUUGAAAUAGUUUUUUAUGUUUUAAAGAAAACAUGCUAGUCUUCCUGUCUCUUUUCUCUGUCUUGGUGAAAAAUCGUGGAAUUCUGUUUUUUACAUGAGCCGAAAAUGUUGCUUUAUCUUUACUUUUUUUAAUGUGUUUCUUUCUUUCAAUCUAGUUUUUGUUCAAAAAGAAAAGUUGACUUGCUAAAACAAAGUACAUUUUUAGUUGUGAAAGAUGUGUUCUUUAUUAAAGAUGACGUUUUCCUCCAA